Molecule: messenger RNA, 2262 nt
Organism: Phyllostomus hastatus (greater spear-nosed bat)
Lineage: Eukaryota; Metazoa; Chordata; Mammalia; Chiroptera; Phyllostomidae
Gene: CUNH16orf54
Product: chromosome unknown C16orf54 homolog
Exons: 3
Coding region: 164-838 (224 amino acids)
Source: RefSeq, a predicted model, not a curated record
GGGUGACACCAAGUUCAACAGAACCACUGCCCAUUCCGGCCCCACCUCUGUUGCCAGGAACCCGCCUGCUCACCACAGUGACCACAUCCCCCAGGCACAGGGAAGAGGUGCUCCGAAGGGAGAGAGGAGCCUGAAGACAGAAGACCGAAGCCAGCCACUGUAGAUGCCCUGGACUCCAGAGCAGCCCUCGGGGCACAUGGAGGGGCCCCCUGCAUCGGAGCUGGCCUCAUGGCCCCCACUGCCCUGUGGGCCUUGCAUCCCCAUCAUGCUGGCUCUGGCUGCCCUGGCCGCCCUCUUCCUCCUCACCACGGCAGUGCUGGCUGAGCGUCUGUUCCGCCGUUCUCUGCAGCCAGACUCCAGCACCCACGCACCCACCCUGGUCUGGCGCCCUGGGGGAGAGCUGUGGAUUGAGCCCACCGGCACCCCCCGAGAGCGCUCUGAGGACUGGUAUGGCUCUGGGGUCCCCCUGCUGAUGGACCAAGCCCCAGAUUCUCCUAUCCUCGGGGGCAACUUGGAGGCCCAAGCAACUGCCCCACCUGCCCCUUCAACUCCACACUCCCCUCCUAGCUCCUUAGUCCCCCAGAUCCCAUAUAAAGUCCCAGCCCGCAGCACCUUCUGGGGGCCCCAGGCCUGGGAAGGAAGACCCCGUGCCCCAGGCCUGGUGAGCUGGGCUGAGCCUGAACAGAGGCUAGAGUCCAGCGCAAAUGUGGGGAGCCCCCAGGCCCAAAGGCAGCGGACAGGUAGCCCUGAUCCAGAGUGGGGCCUCCAGCCUCGGGUCACCCUGGAACAGAUCUCUGCUUUCUGGAGGCGUGAAGGCCGAACUAGUGUGGGUUUCUGAGUCCCCAGGGCCUAGAGGACUGGCUUCCUAGAGACCUCUGAGGAAGGCCCAACCUCAGAGGGACCUUAAGAAUCUGAGGCUCCAGCCUGGGAGCCCAGCUGACAGUUGGGGCCAGGGAAGAAUGCCCCAGGCCUUUCACAUCUGGAUUUCAAUGGAGUUGGACCUGGGUCUCCGCAGGCUGGGUGUGGACAGAGCCUGUGCUGCAGGGAAUCUCAGAGCUGCCUCUGCUCAGCGCCUGGGGGAGGGGGAGCGGCUGCGGUGCAGUGAAAUGGAGAUGCCAAUGACUCUGGGCCCGAAGCUGCCAAGAUCACAUUUCUGAUUAAGAACUCACCGUACAAGUACAAGACAGGCGUGACAUAGCAUCAUUGCAGUGGCUUCCACCGUCCUUCACUGUGCAUCUAAGGUGCCAAUGUCAGAGGGAAGGGGUCGCAUGGAUGCUGACGAACAGACUGUGUGGUCGAGGUGCGCGUCAGCUGUGCAGCAGGAGAUGACAAGCAUCCAGAUUCCAGAGCCAGAAAUAAUCCCUCCAGGAAAACACAUAAAGAGAUGUCAAGACCAGGCAAAGGAGCAUCUUAUUCUUUACGAACUGUGACUUUGAUCCCCAGCUCACAGCAGUGAACUUGGGGACACAAGCUGGAGAGGGCCUCCCUCACCUUCAGCUGGGACCCAGAGCCAAAGGAAACCAGUGGGCUCCUCUGCCCAUCCUGUCUCUGGGAGCUGCCACGUCCCAGCCCUCCGAAUCUGACCCCUCCAUGGUGAGCAGCGGUCCCCAGCCUUUCUGGCACCAGGGAUCAGUUCUGUGGAAGACAAUUUUUCCACAGAUGGGGGGCGGGGCAGGGGGGCGGAGUGGAGCUCAGGUGGUAAUGCAAACGAUGCGGAACAGAAUGAAGCUUUGCUUGCUCACCUCCUGCUGUGCGGCCCAGUUCCUCAUAGGCCACGGACCCUACUGGUCAGUUUCCCUGGGGGCUUGGGACCCCUGAUGGUGAGGGAGGCAUGGGCCAAGGAGGUAAGAGGUUGAUCUGAUGGAGAAAGGAGCGCCAUCCCAGGGCAGGGCAGCUCCCAGGAUGCCGCCUCUGGCUUUCUGCCCUCCCAGCUUGCUGGAGUGUUCCUGGGAGACAGAUUUUCCCCCCAGGCAGGCUUACUUAUAACCCACAUUCUCCCACGGAGAAAUGGAGCCAUGGAGCCGCCAGAUGUCCUUGGCCCUGUAGCCAUCUGUAUCAGCUGGCUACCUCUUUGGGAGCACAGGUGGGGGUGGGGGAUGGGGAGAGGCAAAGGCGUUUCCAUUUCCCUGACGUCUGACUCCAAGCUGCAGUCAUGAAUAGUAGGGUCUUUGCCAUAUCAGUUUACCACCUGUACUAUUAUUUACUUUAUAUUUUUCUUUAAAUUGGUUUGCUAUUUGCUUAAUAAAUUUAUUUUAAAAGGAA